Messenger RNA from Kockovaella imperatae, 823 nucleotides. RefSeq lists its product as hypothetical. Lineage: Eukaryota; Fungi; Basidiomycota; Tremellomycetes; Tremellales; Cuniculitremaceae. The record is from RefSeq and is a predicted model, not a curated record. The coding region runs from base 39 to 581 and encodes 180 amino acids. The transcript has 2 exons.
UGUUUGACGCGCAAUAAUCGGCGGUGAACAACACCAUCAUGUUCUACACCGCCGAUUCUGCAAACUUCGAACCCCCCUCGCCCCAGAUCCCUCGGCUGUUACUAGCAGGUCCCCCCCGAAAUGCGAACAAGCACCAGAUACCGACCCCUCCCCUGAAUUCAGAAGCCUUUCUGGUGACUGAAAUCCGACUCCAGGACCUGAGAUGGGAUCUGUAUAUGUUUGCCAUGCACAUGCAAGAUUGGACUCGCGAGAUCCGGUUCUAUAUCAAGCGGACGACCCGAUUAUCUUCCAAGAUGGAAGCCCUCGUGACGUUGACAUACAUGUACCAGCUCCUCUCGACCACUGGAAAUCAAUCGAUGCUGUUCUGGAUCAAGGAACAUGAUCAGGUUGGAUCGUGGAUAUACGAGGCAUUCAUCGCCAUUGCCAGUCGACUGAGAGAUCAAGAAUGGCAUCAAUGGCAGGCAGAGUAUCCUGAGCUGUGGCACGUCGUCAACACAAUACGACUCGGUCAAGAUGGACCCCUGAUCGAACACUUGUAUCUGAACAAACCUGGACUGAAGACCAAAGAGACACGAGGAUAGCGUUAUCUAGCAGAAAGGUUCCCGGUUUAUUACGAGCAGCAAAUGUACCAGAAGGCGUUGGAGUCGGAGGCGCAGUAUGUCGGAACGCAUCAGGUGCUCUUCGGUGGAGCUUGAGCCAGGGUUGUAAGGGACCUCUGCUCAGUCAGUCGCUCAGUCAGUCUAGCAAGUGUGUAUGACUAGUAUGGCAACGGCGUUGAGCGCCGUGUGUAUCUGAAUAAUAAUGUAUAUGACCUUGGUUUCGG